This is a messenger RNA of Symbiodinium necroappetens, 1071 nucleotides long. Lineage: Eukaryota; Dinophyceae; Suessiales; Symbiodiniaceae. The record is from the annotation of a GenBank genome assembly.
AUGGGACUGCCUGGGGCUGGAAAGUCAACCGUCAAAAAAGAGAGGAUGAGUGAGGAGCUUUUUGUCAACGUGGAGCCCGACCAGUUGAAGAGAUAUCACAAAGACUGUUCCAGCAACAUGAGUGAGGAGACCGACACCGAGGUUCACCGUUGGAGCGUCCGCCGAGCUGUGGAUGCUUUCGAGGAUGCCGUAAGAGAUUCAAGGAGGCGGAAUGUUCUCUUCGACUCUUCCGGCUCCAACUCGCAGUGGUUGGCUCGACGACUAGAAACUGCUCGUGAUGCAGGCUACCACACCCAAUUACUUUGGGUCGAUGUACCAGUGGAGAUUGCCUUGCUGCGGAACCGGGAUCGUGCCAAGUCACGCGGGCAGUGGUGCCCGGAAAACAUUAUCCUUGACAAAGCGAAGGUCAUGCAAGCCAGCUUCGAGGAGCUUCGUGCUACAGUCGACGUGGCUGAAAGGCUGCAAAAUUGGGAUCCAAACGGACACGAGUUGCGACGGGCACAAGAGGAUCUUUAUCUGUAUCCUGCACCCAGGAGCCGAGCAACAGUUCGUCCUGGUGAUCCCAGCUAUGGUGAGGCACCUCCCGGUGCCCGUCCUCCGUCUCCAACACCUGGCUCUCGGAGGACCAUUCGCAUCGGUCCAUGGAAGCGAAGCGACGAAGUGAUGAAGGCCAAAAGCGCAAGGCUGAAGUGGAUGGAUGAGACCUACCGAGGAGAUCGUGAAAAGUACGUGCUGGAGGAGGUCUUAGCAGGGCGAGAAAUUCUUCUCGAGCGGAACAUGUUCCCUUACGCUCUGCCACCUGGGAUGGAACACUGGACGAUUUGGGCGAGGAGCACCAUGGAGCACGAUGCGCUCUGCGUUUACAUCGAGGGCUGGCUGAAUGCCAGACAACCACAUAACGUCACAGCUUGGAACUACGACGACAAUCGACAGAUGCGCACUAUCGACGUGUGGCACGUGCACGUCUACUUCCAAGGAGCAGAUGGAGAGCUGCCGAAGUUCUGCACUGCGACGCAGGGAGGCGAGCUGUCGACAAACAAGACCUAUGCAAGAUCACCAUGCAGCGUGUAG